GUUCUGCUGGUUGAAGGUUUGUCUGCUAACCUUCUCUCUGUGCGGCGACUGCAGAAGAGUAAGGCCGAAGUGACCUUUGGACCAACCAGCUGCCGUGCUAAGCUUGGGAAGAAGGUGUUGUGGAGUCUGGAAGAGGAGACCAGCUGCAUCAAGGACCUGAGAAAAGGGGGAAGUUGGAGGCUUCUGGAAGAUGGGGUGUGCACUUGGGGAUUGCAAAGGAUCACAAGGGAUGGCUGCUAUGGGACUUGACCACCCAGAAGCUGACAGUCAGACAAAGGGGAAGGACUAUGAUGAGGUGUUUGCUUCUGUGGGGAAAGGAACAACACUGAGGGUGCUGUUGGCGAUAGCUGCACUCCUGGGAUGGAAGAUACGACAGAUGGACAUUGUGACUGCCUUUCUUAAUGGGAUCAUUCUGGAGGAGGUGUACAUGAAGCAGCCAGAGGGGCUGGAUGAUGGGAGCGGCAGGUGGCACUGGGUGAGGAGAUUCCUUGAUAAGGAGGUGCGGCUGGAGAUAGUGAAGACCCAUCAGCAGGCAGCAGAUAUUUUCACCAAGCGUCUGGCGGAGGCGGAUCAUUGGAAGGGCAUGAAGCUUGCUGGGAUGAGUGUGCAUUGAGUAUGCAUGCUUGAGAUGUUGGUAUUUGUGAGGAUAGAUCUUGAGAAGAUCUUUCCGACGCAACAAGAAUCGCUUCAAUCGGAGCAAGAACGCGAAAGCUAUGAAGAUUCAAAGU
Molecule: messenger RNA, 728 nt
Organism: Closterium sp. NIES-67
Lineage: Eukaryota; Viridiplantae; Streptophyta; Zygnematophyceae; Desmidiales; Closteriaceae
Source: the annotation of a GenBank genome assembly